Messenger RNA from Vitrella brassicaformis, 1424 nucleotides. Lineage: Eukaryota; Vitrellaceae. The record is from the annotation of a GenBank genome assembly.
CUCCCGCACUAUCGACAACCAGGCCAUCCGCUCACAAAGCCCAAGCCAACACACAGCCACUUCAAAGACGCAGACACCGGGAAAAACAGCCGCAACGGCGUCGACUCGCUGAGCACUUCUAAUUGAAGCCCACCAGAGCCUUGACGAGCGUGAACACUUGAAUUUCGACCGAGAAAGGGAUGGCGUGCAAGGGCAUGAGUACCAUGGGCCACGACAGCACUUCUCGUGUGUCGGGGGACUUGCCAGCCGUGUACCAGAUGCCCCAGGGGGACGGCAGGUAGACGUACAUGAACUGACAACACACACAGCGAGAGGCAGAACGAACAACAGGUCGAUGCCAUGCGCCGCGCCCAGCGAGCCCUUCCCGGCCUCACCACGACAGCAAAAGGAGCGACGAGGAUGCCAGGAAUGGACACCAGCAGCAGCGUGUCGUUAGACACAGUGUAGCCCUGUGAGAGCAGCACAUGGACCACGGCCAUCGGCACGGCGUAGAUGAAGUCGGCGAGGCCGACCCCCCAGGCCCAGCCAGUGGGGAACGUGCCAUUGUACCACUGACACACAGGCAGACAGGGACACAAACAUACCAACACACAGACAGACAGACAACAUGAGCGCAUCUUCGUUCGUUCGCUCUCGUGUGUGUAUGUUUUUGCACACCUUGAUGAAGGUGACGAAUGCCAGCAGACGGGGAUACUGCACAGCCAAAAGCCACGGCAGCGGGAUGGCACUCAACAUGGCCUGCAGCACACACACACACACACACAGAGAGAUGAGCCCUCAUUGCCUGGAUUCUCCACUCGGCCCCUCCCUCCCACUCUCACUCACCGCAGCUUCAUCUUGUAGCCGGCCCGGCAGCAGCACCCCAGCCACGUCGACAAACACGCCAGCCAGCGCCACAAACGUGGGCAGCAGAUACUUGGUGUUGCGGAGGAACACACCAGUGUAUCCGAGAUAGGCCGUGACGGCGCCGUACGAGAGGUGGAAGGCCAGCCAUGCCCACAGAGCGUAGCUGCCGGUGGGUGCGUACCACUUGAGAGUGAGGGCCAGCCACACAAACGUCCAGACAAAGAUGAGCGGCGUCACGACCGAUUCGCCGCGGACGUGUGGGGGCGGCUUGUGCAGCAGAGGCCACACCAAUGGCUGUUCCUUCGACGCUGCAGUGAUCGAGGCAGACAGAAAGACCGAUUUAUGAGGGAAACCAUGAAUGACAUUGAAUGAAAGUGUCUGUCUGCUCUCACUGCUUACUAACACGUGUCGGCCGCCGUGCCGUGACCGCGUUGCUUGAGAGAUGCAGCCAUUUCGUCAACUAUUGCUGUUCGUCAAUUGGAAUCCGGGCGGUGAAAUCGGUGUGCAAUGAUUUCUUUUGAUGCGGAUGACUUUGGCAGACAAACAGCGAUGGAUGCCACUCCUUCGCGUCAUCUUCU